AUGAGUCGGCAAGGUGGUGAUUACCGCAGCGUUUCCGGUACACAACCAAAAUCGCAGGGCUUGCCGUCGUACAAGCAAGUCACUUACCAACCCUCAAGUGCCAGGCUUCCAGUACAUAGUGCCAUCAACUCGGACACGAUGUCAGGCUCCAUCUCGAGCGGCGACAGCGCCUCGUCUGGUCAGAAGCAACGCCUCUUGCCCACUGCCAGUUAUCAGCCUCAUGCCGCUACCCAGCAGGCUAUCAGGCUUGAGGGCAGCAACACGCGUGCCAAUACGUAUGCCUCGUCGUGGCGUGGUCUUGCGAACGUCUGUACUUUGCUUUUUCUGGUAGUCGGUCUCGUCGCUCUCUUUGCCGGAUACCCCAUCAUCUCGCACUUGGAAAAGAACAACAACCAGAGCAAAAGUGGUUUCAAUCUCGGCGGUACCAACGGCUCAGGCCAAGUGCCUGAUCUUCCUCUCUUUAGCCUGAUUGACAAGGACACGCCCCAAUCGGCUCUCUCACGCGUGUCGCCCGCCGAUGGCAACUCCUACCAUCUCGUCUUUUCCGACGAGUUUGAACAGGAAGGCCGAACCUUUUGGCCGGGUGACGAUCCGUUUUGGGAGGCUAUGGAACUGUACUAUGGUGUCACUGGCGAUUACGAGUACUACUCGCCCGAAGCUAUCAACACCACUGGCGGUGCACUCUCAAUCACCAUGACCCAAAAAGCUACACACAACCUCAACUUCCAGUCUGGGAUGCUCCAAUCCUGGAACAAAUUCUGCUUCCAGGGCGGUUACAUUGAAUUCUCGAUGCGAAUGCCCGGUGGACCCUCCACUUCUGGCUACUGGCCCGGUCUUUGGCUCAUGGGCAACCUCGGUCGACCAGGUUACCCCGGCUCUACCGACGGCAUGUGGCCCUACUCGUAUCCUGGCUGCGAUGCCGGCAUACUGCGCAAUCAAACAUGGGUCAAUGGUACUGGUCCCGAUGGCGCUAUCCACUCAGAGGGUACCUAUUCGGUCGGCGGCCAGGUUUCUUUCCUCUCUGGCAUGCGAUCUCCUGCUUGCACCUGCCCCGGUGAAGACCAUCCUGGACCCAGCGUCAACAUUGCCCGCUCAUCGCCAGAGCUCGAUAUUCUCGAGGCUCAGAUUCAGAAUCACCAAGGUGUCUCUCACGGUUACGCCUCGCAGUCGUACCAGGUAGCGCCGUUUGAUCUCAGCUACGAGUGGGUCAACACGUCAGAUGCUGUCAAGAUCUGGGAUUCGGAUGUGACACAAGUCAACUCGUACAAGGGCAAUGUCUAUCAAGAAGCUGUUUCGUCGCUCACACGGAUUCCUGACUCGGGCUACGUUGACAGCAGCAAUCAGUACCUCACCUACGGCGUCGAGUAUCAUCCUGACUGGAACGAAAACGGCGGCGGUUCCGUCACGUGGUACGUCGAUGGCAAGCCUUCGUGGUCCAUCAACGGAAAGUCGAUGCCUGCAAACCCGCCGAUGGACAUUGGCUUGCGAACCAUCUCGGUGGAGCCCAUGUCGAUCAUCAUAAAUUUGGGCAUGUCGCCGACGUUCCAGCACGUCAACUUUGGCAGCGGCGGUGUCGUGUUCCCAGCUACCAUGUCGGUCGACUACGUCCGUGUCUACCAGCUAGACGGCCAGAGCGACCGCAUCUCUUGCGACCCACCUGACCACCCGACCGCCCAGUACAUUGCGGACCACAUGGAUCUCUAUACGAAUCCAAACUACACAGUUUACCCGCACAAGUGGCCCAAGAAUAAGCUCACCGGUUGUUAA
This is a messenger RNA of Mycosarcoma maydis (corn smut), 1767 nucleotides long. RefSeq lists its product as uncharacterized. Gene Ontology annotation, biological process: (1->6)-beta-D-glucan biosynthetic process; fungal-type cell wall organization. The record is from RefSeq and is a predicted model, not a curated record. NCBI's taxonomy places the organism in Eukaryota, Fungi, Basidiomycota, Ustilaginomycetes, Ustilaginales. Gene Ontology annotation, cellular component: endoplasmic reticulum membrane; plasma membrane. Gene Ontology annotation, molecular function: glucosidase activity. The transcript has 2 exons. Bases 1 to 1767 code for a protein of 588 amino acids.